Dissoconium aciculare CBS 342.82 is the source of this 1497-nucleotide messenger RNA. RefSeq lists its product as uncharacterized. The record is from RefSeq and is a predicted model, not a curated record. NCBI's taxonomy places the organism in Eukaryota, Fungi, Ascomycota, Dothideomycetes, Mycosphaerellales, Dissoconiaceae. The transcript has 2 exons. Bases 1 to 1497 code for a protein of 498 amino acids.
AUGGCCUCUUCACAUGUCAUCGUCCUCGACUCUGCUCUCAAGCGCACUCAGAUCAAGGUCACACCGGGUCGUUAUAUGCGCGAGGUCUUAGAAGAGGCAUGCAAGACGAGAAAGCUAGACCCUGAAGGCUACAAUCUCAAAACACAAUCCAACAAGCUCGUCGACCUCUCUCAGCCGUUUCGCUUAUCCGGUCUCGCGGCUGGUGCCAAACUGCAGCUGGUUCAAGGGAGUCGCUCGCCGACGGUCGUGACCGUUGCUCUCCAGCUUCCAGAGAGCGAAGGCGGUGGCAAACUGGUUGACAAAUUUCCAAGCACAACCAGUCUGUGGCUUGUCCUCCGCAAGUACGAAGAUGCCGUGGCUGGGACUCCGCCUCGGCGGCUGAACCUCACCCAACGAGCGGUGCCCACCAAUGUCGGGUCCGGAGCAGGGAGAUUGGAGUACGAGCAGCCGUGUUUGAACGUCAUGGGCCGUGGGCUUGAAGGCUUCUCGGAUCUCCAAAAAUCGCUUUCCCAACUCGGUCUGACCGGCAGCGUCAUGAUAAGGCUGUCUUUCAAGUCAAGUGGACAGCCGCUAGAAGAAGCCAUGAGGCAGAUGGAGCAGUAUUUCAUUGUGGCCGAAGCUUCGAGUUCUGCUACCGAGGCGGCAACAUCUGCAAAUGCUCCAUCAUCGACCACAGAAGCGCCGCAAUCGCAACUGAAUGACACAAUUUCCAACGCUGACCUCGCUUCAAAUGCCGCGCCGAUUGACCAACAAGUGAUGGAUGUGCCAAAGGAAGAGUCCGUCACAAAAGCAUCAAGCUCAGAUACUUCCAACACAUUGAAUGGCAUAGCAGUAUUUCGUCCGCCGUCGUCCAAUACGCCUGCUGCUGCACUGCAGGAGGAAGACUCCUCCACAUUUGAGCCUGGUAUUGAACAUGCCAAAGCUCACCAAGCCGCUCUGCAACGUGCGAGCCGAAAUACCAAGUUACUCUCGGACGCCGAGCUUGCUGAGCAAGCAUCUGCACGUGAAGCCAAGAUCGCAACGAUUCAAUCUGUCAAAGUCCGGGUGCGCUACCCUGAUCAGAGCAUCAUUGAGACCAAGGUCACAGCCGCCGACACGGCGGCUGAUCUCUAUGCAAAAGUUACGGAAACGCUCGCUAACCCGUCCGAAUCUUACGAACUACGAUUUGCAGGACCGAAGGGCCCACAUCAGGUGUUGCCACACACGAGCUCCCAGCUUUUAGUUCGAGAUUUUGGUUUCCGGGGCAGCAUUCUGUUGACACUUGUCUGGGCAGCCACGGCGAGUGUGCAAGCGAGGCAAAAUCCCAGCUUGAAAGAAGCUUAUCGUAGCCGCGCAACAGAUUUGAAGGUGGAACUGCAGGGGCAGCGCGAAGCAGGGCAGGAAAGCCACCGCACGGCGAUGGCACGGCCGGAGAACACUUCGGGUGGAAGUAGUGGUAAAUCUAAGAUCGAUGUGGAGGCAAAGAUGAAGAAGUUUCUCGGGUUUGGCAAGAAGUAA